This is a messenger RNA of Dioscorea cayenensis subsp. rotundata (Guinea yam), 720 nucleotides long. RefSeq lists its product as uncharacterized. NCBI's taxonomy places the organism in Eukaryota, Viridiplantae, Streptophyta, Magnoliopsida, Dioscoreales, Dioscoreaceae. The transcript is spliced from 2 exons. Bases 1 to 720 code for a protein of 239 amino acids. The record is from RefSeq and is a predicted model, not a curated record.
AUGAUCGAUGCAAUUGGUCAAUAUGGGAUUGGCAUGAAAGCACCUAGCUACCAUGAGGUCCAUGUCUCCUUGCUUAAUAAAGAAAUGGAGGAUGGCAAAAAGAUACUACAAUCCUAUGAAAAAGAAUGGGCACAUUAUGGUUGCUCUAUAAUGGCUGAUGGUUGGACAAACAAGAGGAAUAGGACAUUGAUAAAUUUUUUGGUGAAUUCUCCAAAAGGAACUGUGUUCUUAGAAUCUAUUGAUGCUUCGGGUUAUGCAAAAACUGGAGAAAAAAUGUUUGAGUUGCUUGAUCGCAUGGUUCAACGUGUUGGAGAGAAAAAUGUCAUACAAGUAGUUACUGAUAGCGCAUCUGUUAAUGUCUUCGCAGGUAAGCGCUUGGAAGAAAAAUAUAAGAAUUUGUUUUGGACUCCUUGUGCCGCACAUUGUUUGGAUUUGAUUUUGGAAGAUAUUGGUAAGAUGCCAAAUGUGAAAAGAACUGUACAAAGAGCAAUCAGCUUAAACUUCUUCAUUUAUGUUCAACCGGGCAUGGUUAAUAUGUUGAGGAGUUUUACCGGUCAAAGAGAACUUGUUAGGCCGGGUGUUACAAGGUUUGCCACGACAUUUCUCACACUUCAACGAAUCCAUAAAUUGAAGAAUUGUUUGAGGAAAAUGUUUACUUCUGAAGAAUGGGAAAAGAGUAAGCGGUCAAAGGAAAUUUGCCGGGAAAAAAGCACAAGCUAG